Lycium ferocissimum is the source of this 1743-nucleotide messenger RNA. Its product is annotated as UBP1-associated protein 2C-like. Gene Ontology annotation, molecular function: RNA binding. The record is from RefSeq and is a predicted model, not a curated record. NCBI's taxonomy places the organism in Eukaryota, Viridiplantae, Streptophyta, Magnoliopsida, Solanales, Solanaceae. Bases 82 to 1344 code for a protein of 420 amino acids. The transcript has 2 exons.
UUUCUUCCUUGUAGGGUUUUCAUAUUAUUCCAAAACAAACAAAAACACUCUCUCUCUCCUCUAGGGUUUACAACAACAACCAUGGAUCUAACAAAGAAACGUAAAGCUGAUGAAAACGGCGUUUCUUAUCCAUCCAGCACAACCAAUGAAUCAACUUUGACACUUGUUCUUUCCCCUGAAGACAUUGACAAGAUUCUUGAAACUUUUACUAAAGACCAAUGUGUAUCAAUUCUUCGUAACGCUUCUCUUCGUUACCCUGAUAUUCUUGAAUCUAUUCGUCAGGUAGCUGAUGGUGAUAUCUCACAUCGUAAACUAUUUGUUCGUGGUCUUGGUUGGGAAACAACAACUGAUAAACUCAAACAGGUUUUUUCUGUAUAUGGUGAAUUAGAUGAAGCUAUUGUUAUAACUGAUAAAAGUUCAGGGAAAUCAAAAGGGUAUGGUUUUGUUACUUUUAAACAUGUUGAUGGUGCUAUUCUUUCUUUAAAAGAACCUAAUAAGAAAAUAGAUGGAAGGAUUACUGUUACACAGCUUGCUGCUGCUGGUAAUUCGUCGUCGGGGAAAGGGAAUUUGCAGUCUGGUGGUGGUGGUGCUGGUGUUGAUGUUGCUGUUAGGAAGAUUUAUGUUGGUAAUGUUCCGUUUGAGAUUUCGAGUGAGAAGUUAUUGAAUCAUUUUUCUAUGUAUGGUGAGAUUGAAGAAGGACCAUUGGGUUUCGAUAAACAAACGGGUAAAGCUAAAGGUUUCGCGUUUUUCGUGUAUAAGACUGAGGAGGGAGCUAAGGCGGCUUUAGUUGAUCCGGUUAAGACGGUAGAAGGACAUCAGGUGUUGUGUAAAUUGGCAACGGAUAAUAAGAAGGGGAAGCAGCAGCAACAGCCGCAGCAACAGAAUAUGAUGGGGCCUGGAGGAAUGCCGAACACUGAUGAUAGGAUGAUGCCUGGUUCAAAUUAUGGUGCUGGUGGUGUUCCUGUAAGCGGGUUGGGUCCGUAUACAGGGUAUUCAGGUCCAGGAAUAAUGCAACAGCAGCCACCACCUCAGCCUCAGCCUGGAAUGGUGAAUCCACAUGCUAUUGGUGGGCCUGGAUAUGGAAACCAAGGACCACCGGGAUCGUUUACAGGUGGAUAUGCUGGUGGGUAUGCUGGUGGUGCUGGUGGAGAUUACAGUGGAAAUGCUGGAGGGUACAGGAUGCCUCAAAGCUCUGCUGCUGGAAUGCCGCCUAGCUCAGGAGGUGGUUAUCCAGAUGGUGGCAAUUAUGGUUAUCCCUCACAGGUAACACAACAACCAGGAGCAGCCGGGUCAAGGGUUCCACCAGGAGCCGGGAUGUACCAGGGCAUGCCUCCAUAUUACUGAGGUGUCUUGAGAGCUUCUUGGACGCAACAUGCUUUAAAUGGUUGUGGUGAUUUCCUGAUUGCAGACUCUGAAAUCUUUGGUUACAUGGACUGCUGUAGAUCUGUUGCUGCUUCACCUAUCUGCUCUUAUGUGUGGCUGUUAGUUGCUAUUUGCUAGUAUUAAGUUAGUACUUAAGUUACUUAAAAAAUUGCUGUAUCUUUUGAUUAGCGUGUUGAGGAUUGAUGUCCGUUUUGUUAACUAAUAUUACCCGUACUUCCUGUUUCUUGUAUGUUCCCCCUUUCUGGCAAUCUUGCUUAAGAUCUGGCAAAUAUGACCUUCUAGGUCUUCUAUCAUGUUUUGUUUUGCCAUUAUUGGCUCAGAUUCUACAUUUUGACUACAAAGGAGCUUUGUGAUGUUGGA